Messenger RNA from Peromyscus maniculatus bairdii (prairie deer mouse), 3118 nucleotides. RefSeq names its product CD22 molecule (gene Cd22). Lineage: Eukaryota; Metazoa; Chordata; Mammalia; Rodentia; Cricetidae. Gene Ontology annotation, biological process: B cell activation; regulation of B cell proliferation; negative regulation of B cell receptor signaling pathway. Gene Ontology annotation, molecular function: protein phosphatase binding; CD4 receptor binding; sialic acid binding. Gene Ontology annotation, cellular component: early endosome; extracellular exosome; recycling endosome. The record is from RefSeq and is a predicted model, not a curated record.
UCACCCAGAGCAGACACCAUGCAUGUCCACUGUCCGUGGCUCCUCCUGAUUCUAGGACACGUGGCUUUGGUUGGCUCAUCACAGAAAUGGACUGUUGAACAUCCCCAAACCCUCUUCGCCUGGGAAGGAGCCUGCGUCUGGAUUCCUUGCAAGUACAAAAUUCCAGCCUGGAAUAGUCAUCUGGACGGGGUCUUGCUGUAUCACAAUUACAACUUUGACAAUCAUACCAAGGAUUUCAAGGGGAAUGUCCUCUAUAAUAACACCAAGAUUGAGUCAUCUCCUUCCGAGCAAGGAAGGGUGACGUUCUGGGGAAACAGAGAAAAUAACUGUUCCCUGGAAAUCCACCAGAUACAGGUCACUGACAAUGGGAAGCUGGGGUUGAGGAUGAUUUCAGGCGGUGACAAGUGGAUGGAGGAACUUCACCUCAAUAUCUCCAAGACACCCUUCCCACCUUACAUCCGGAUGCCACCAGAAAUCCAUGCAUCCCAAAGUGUCACUCUGACCUGUAGACUGAAUUUUGCCUGCUCUCGGUACCACAUUUACUUGAAGUGGUUCCUGGAAGAGCACGAAAUCACCUCCAUCACCUCCAUCACCUCCAUCACCUCUGCCCCCGAUUCUACACAAAAUGUCUACACAGAGAGCGAGCUCACCUUCCAGCCAGAGUGGAAGGACCACGGAAAGACUGUGACGUGCCAAGUCUGGAACUCUACGAAAAUGCUCUCUGAGAGCAGAGUGGUUCUGGAUGUUAAACACAUCCCGAAGCUGAAGAUCAAGGUCACUUCCAAAGAGGUCAUGAAGGGUGGCUCUGUGAACGUGACAUGCCAGGUUAUCAGCAGCAACCCAGACUACAGGACAGUGUCCUGGGUCAAGGAUGGGCAGCCCCUGAAGGGACAGAAUCUCACACUACCUCUGCAAUCAGUGACCAAGGACAUGAGUGGGAAAUACCGUUGCCAGGCUUUAAACGACCUGGGCCUAGGACAAUCGGAAGAAGUGGCCCUUACGGUGUUGUUUGCUCCAGAAUCCUCCAGGGUUCACAUCUACAGUUCUCCGGCUGAAGAAGGGAAGUCAAUAGAGCUGAUUUGUGAGUCACUGGCCAGUCCGAAAGCAACAAACUAUACCUGGUACCACAACGGAAGACCCGUGCUUGGAGAGACACAAGAGAAGCUCCGGAUUCCUAAAGUCUCCCUGAGGCAUGCUGGGAAAUACUCUUGCAAGGCACAGAACCGCCUGGGUCUUGGAAAGAUAAAGGAGGAAACUGAGCUGGAUGUCCAGUAUGCCCCCAAGGAGGUAACCACAGUGAUUCAAAACCCCACACCAAUUCGGGAAGGAGACAGUGUGACCCUGGCCUGUAGCUACAACUCCAGCAAUCCUGCAGUCACCUCCUACCUGUGGAGCCCUCGUUCUGGGGAUGAGACCGCGCGUGGAGUGCUGAGGAUUCAGAAGGUUGCAUGGGACUCCAGCCCUAUCAGCUGCGCUGCCUGUAAUAACCACGGGUGUUCGUGGGGCGCACCCGUCAGCCUGAAUGUCCACUAUGCCCCCAGAGCUGUGACGGUCCUGAAGGUGAGCCCCUCAUCAGAGAUCCAUGCUGGGCAGCAUGUCAUCCUCCAGUGCAGCUUCUCCGGGAGCCACCCCCCAGAGGUCCGCAUCGUGUGGAGGAAGAAUGGGAGUCUUGUGCAGGAAGGGAAAGAGCUGAGCUUCAGCUCCAUCUCCCCAGAAGAUUCUGGAAAGUAUAACUGCAUGGUCAACAACUCCAUUGGAGAGACUCCGUCGAAGGCCUGGGACCUCCAAGUGCUGUAUGCUCCUCGGAGGCUGCGCGUGUCUAUUAGCCCUGGGAACAGCGUAAUGGAAGGGAAGAAGGCCAUCUUGUCCUGUGAGGGUGAUGCCAACCCGCCCGUCUCCCAGUAUGUCUGGUUGGAUUCCAGCGACCGAGACCUCCCCUUCUUCAGCCAGAAGCUGAGCCUGGAGCCCCUGAGGGUCCAACACACUGGCUCUUACCGCUGCCAAGGGAUCAACAAGCUAGGCAUGGGCGAGUCACCGCCCAGCACCCUCACUGUCUACUAUAGCCCAGAGAGCAUCGGCAAGAGGGCUGCCUUGGGACUAGGGUUCUGCCUGGCUGUCUGCAUCCUGGCUAUCUGGGGGAUGAAACUGCAGAAAAAAUGGAAACAGAAUCAGAGCCAGCAGGGGCUCCAGGAAAACUCCAGUGGCCAGAGCUUUUUUGUAAGGAAUAAAAAGACUAGAAGGACCCCUCUCUCCGAAGGCCCCCAGUCCCAGGGCUGCUACAACCCGGCGAUGGAUGACAGUGUUAGUUACGCCAUCUUGCGCUUUCCGGAGACCGACACGCCGAGAGUCGGUGAUGCGGAGACCUCAGGAGCACAGGGUCCUUCUCCAAACAAGGACGACACAGUCACUUACUCGGUGUUACAGAAGCGUCAUGUGAGUGACUAUGAGAAUGUGACACCAAGCCAUCCUGAGGAUGACGGCAUCCACUACUCCGAGCUAGUUCAGUUUGGGGCUGGGAAGCGGCCUCAGGCAAAGGAAGAUGUGGAAUACGUGACCCUCAAGCACUGAGGUUGGAAGUAGCUGCCGUGGAAAGUUCUGGAGCCUAAGGGAGACCUGUAACUUCUAAGGCAACUCCCUGAGCACACACUUGGGUUGCAUGCCCUCACAAUCAUUUAAAAACCCCGAGUCUGGCGAGAACCAGCCAGCCUUCUCUGCACCGGUGAUUGUCACCCCACACUGUACAACGUCCCCUUCUCCAACCCUGGCCAUCUGCCACCACCCACCUCAUCCUGAGCCUCACUUCAGCUCGACGUGUUCCUGCUGUGACCAGCUGGGCUCUCUUCUUCUCUGUCCCCUUGAUGCUCCACCCCCCCUCAUUAAUCUUAUUACCCAAAUUUCUGGUCCUGGAGAAAAAGCCCCAAGAUGGGCAGAAGUGAGGAAGCAAGAGGCACUGUCCUCAGCUGGCUUUUCUCAUGCGAACAUGUCUACCAGUAAGUCAGGCCUUCCGUGGAGAUGGUGCCUUCCCUCAGGGGUCCUGGGCACUGGGCAGGCAGGAUACCAUGGACCUAUGUAUAAUCCAGUAAAUGCUUCAUAAUAAAAAAUAACGCUGUUGUCACAC